AUGGUCAUCGAUUCUGGAAAAGAUGGCAUCGCCUAUCCUGUCCCAACUCCCGAGGAACAACCUAAGACUCGGCAGAUGCCUGUGACUCUGCUUUCGGGUUUCCUGGGAAGCGGUAAGACCACGCUCCUCAAGCACAUCCUCAAAUCCCCUGACCAUGGGCUGAGAGUUGCAGUCAUUGUAAAUGACAUGAGCUCUCUGAACAUCGACGCUGCUCUCAUUCAAAACCACAAAGUCUCCCAAACAACCGAGAAACUCAUCCAACUCCAAAACGGAUGUAUCUGCUGUACCCUCAGAGGGGACUUGCUAUCUGAAUUGGCACAUUUGACCAAGCAGAACGAGGUUGACUAUGUCAUCAUCGAGAGCACUGGUAUUAGUGAACCGAUGCAAGUCGCCGAGACCUUCACAGCCGAGUUCAGUUCAGCCAUGUUGGAGGCCGAGGGUCAAAUUGCUGCCGAAAAUGAUGCCGAUGCAAAGAAAAUUCUGAACGAAAUCGUGGAACUAGGCGGCCUACACACCAUGGCCAGACUGGAUACAACAGUCACUGUCAUCGACGCAUUCAACCUGCUUUCCAGUUUCGACACGACAGAGUUCCUUUCUGAUAGAUACGGAAAAGAGGAAAUCGUCCCUGAAGACGAACGUACAAUUUCCGAUCUCAUGGUUGAUCAAAUCGAGUUUGCCGAUGUUUUGAUCCUCAACAAGGUCGAGACAGUUGACCAAGCCACUCGAGACAAGAUCAUGCAAUUGCUGAAGCUGUUGAACCCAGAUGCAAAGAUUCUCGAAUCAAGUUACUCGCAAGUGGAUGUUCGUCAGAUCAUCGACACAAACAAGUUCGACUUUAUUCGUGCUGCAUCCGGUGCUGGCUGGCUUCGUAGUUUGCACGAGAUGACUAUGCAAAAGACUGGAAACGGUGAUCGUAUGGCGCCAAAACCGGAGACACUCGAAUAUGGCAUCAACAACUUCGUUUACACGGCUCGUCGACCAUUCCACCCCCGUCGUAUCUUCGCGCUUCUCCAUGACAAGUUCAUCAUUCUUCAAAACAACGAAGUUGAAGAAGAAGAAGACGACGACGAAAUGGAAGAAGGUGAAGAGGAAGAUGAGGACGCAAUGGACACAGACAGUGAAUCAGUAGAAGACUUCGACCAACCAGACCCAAACGACAUCCUCAACAACAAGCGAGCACACCCAGCUUUCGGACCAGUACUGCGCUCCAAAGGCUUCUUCUGGUUGACCACUCGCCCAUGGCAAUUCGGCGAAUGGAGCCAAGCAGGCGGUAUGAUGACAGUCGGCUGUGGUGGACCUUGGUUCGCUGAGGUUCCUGAUGAAGCCUGGCCUGAAGACCAGGAUGUGCAGCAAUCCAUCAAGGAUGAUUUCCAAGGGCCUUGGGGUGAUCGGCGCCAGGAACUUGUAUUUAUUGGCGAGGGCAUUGACGAGGACAAGAUUAAGGCUUUGCUUGAUGAGUGUCUUCUUGAUGACAAGGAUAUGAAGAAGUGGGAGAAGGUGAUGAAGAACAAGAAGCUUAGCAGGGAGGAGAAGAGUGAUAAAUUGGCUAAAAUGUGGGAAGAUGGCUGGGAGGAGUGGCCUGCUUUUGAGGCUGAGGAAGAAGAGGAAGAGGAGGAGGCACCAGUGCAAGGUAAGCACCGUCUUAGCGAGCACCUUGGUCCCAAGCAUGACCAUAAGCAUGCCCACUCUCAUGGACAUGGCCGAAUGAUUGCGGCUUAA
Penicillium antarcticum is the source of this 1719-nucleotide messenger RNA. RefSeq lists its product as uncharacterized. The record is from RefSeq and is a predicted model, not a curated record. NCBI's taxonomy places the organism in Eukaryota, Fungi, Ascomycota, Eurotiomycetes, Eurotiales, Aspergillaceae. The transcript has 5 exons. Bases 1 to 1719 code for a protein of 572 amino acids.